AUGUUUUCUACCUUAAUGAGCUCCAGCCUCGGGGCUGUUUUCCUUGCUUCCCUCGUUCAGGCCAACCCCAUUCGUUCAGCCGAACCAAGGCAAGCAGGUUGUGGUUCUAAUGGACCUGGCAACCGAGCUUGCUGGAACGGAGACUUCAACCUCGACUCGGAUUUUGAGAUUCUCACACCACCUCAGGGAAAGUUGAGAACGUUCGACUUCACUCUUAGCAACUUGACCGACAUUGCACCGGAUGGAGUUCACAAGCCCGCCAUGCUGAUCAACAACCAAUUCCCCGGGCCGACGAUCGAAGCGGACUGGGGCGACUUUGUCCAGAUCCAUGUGCACAACCAACUCCAGAACAAUGGCACCUCCUUCCAUUGGCAUGGCAUGCACCUGCGUGGUCAGAACGACCAAGAUGGCGCCAACGGUGUCACCGAGUGCCCCAUUCCUCCUGGUCAGAGCAAGACGUACUCUUUUCAGCUGACGCAGUACGGCACAUCUUGGUAUCACAGCCACUUUUCCGCCCAGUACGGCAAUGGCGUUGCAGGCGCCAUCAAGAUCAACGGCCCGGCGUCUGCAGACUACGACAUCGAUCUCGGCCCAUACGUGAUCAGCGACUGGUACUACGACACUGCAGACCAUCUUGAGCGCCAGGCCGAACUCGUGUCGAACGGGCCCCCACCAGCCAGCGACAACAUUCUUUUCAACGGCAAGAACAUCAACCCACUCGGCGCGGGCGGUCAAUACCAGAAGACCAGGUUGACGCCGGGCAAGAAGCACCUUCUCAGACUCAUCAACACUUCUGUGGACAAUACUUUCACGGUAUCCAUGGUUGGCCACAACUUCACCGUCAUUGCCACCGAUCUUGUCCCUGUCAAGCCUGUCACAAAAGACAGUCUCUUCAUGACAGUCGGUCAGCGGUACGAUGUCAUUAUUGAAGCCGACAAGGCGGUCGAAAACUACUGGUUUAACGCAACCAUCGGUGGAGGUGGGUUUUGCGGAGAGUCCAGGAACCCAUACCCCGCCUCCGUCUUCUUCUACGAUGGGGCUCCCGAUAGACUCCCCGUCGACCAGGGCACGCCUCCCGCAGACCUAGGCUGCAAAGACACCACGGGAUUUACUCCCAUCCUCUCCAGAACCGCACCCAAAUCCGAAUUUGACCCGAACAAGAAGAUUCUUGAUAUUGUCCUGGACCAGCCGGAGAUCAACGGCACCAAGGUCUUCCGCUGGAAGGUCAAUGGUAACGACAUCGACGUUCAGUGGGACAAGCCCACCCUCGAGUACGUCGCCGAGGGCAACACAUCCUGGCCGGCGCGUGCCAACAUCAUUGAAAUCCCUCAGGCUGAUGCAUGGACGUGGUGGGUCAUUGAGAACGGCGGCGCUCUCCCGCACCCCAUCCACCUUCACGGUCACGACUUCUUGUUGCUUGGCACCGGCGAUGGGGCGUUCACCAGCGCGGAGACUCUGAACUUUGACAACCCCACUCGCAGAGACGUCGCGCAACUCCCCGGUAGUGGGUGGAUGGUGAUCGCUUUCAAGACGGAUAACCCGGGCGCCUGGCUUAUGCAUUGCCACAUUGCCUGGCAUGUCAGCAUGGGUCUCAGCGUCCAGUUCCUCGAGCGCAAGGACGAGAUCGCUCAAGAGAUGGACUUGUCGUCGAUCGCACCAACUUGCGAUGCGUGGAGGAAGUACUACCCGACAGCACAGUGGCCCAAACACGACUCUGGGCUGUAA
Colletotrichum spaethianum is the source of this 1725-nucleotide messenger RNA. RefSeq names its product laccase. Gene Ontology annotation, molecular function: oxidoreductase activity; copper ion binding. The coding region runs from base 1 to 1725 and encodes 574 amino acids. Lineage: Eukaryota; Fungi; Ascomycota; Sordariomycetes; Glomerellales; Glomerellaceae. The transcript has 3 exons. The record is from RefSeq and is a predicted model, not a curated record.